UUUAAAAAUAUGCCAUUCCUUCAUGAAAGAAAAUCGUUUAUCCUCAGAUCUCGCCAAAUCGAAAAUACCGCCAAAAGAAAUGGUUUGCGACACACUAUUUUCAAUACCAUCGGUGACCAAUACAUUGGAGAAUGGAAAGACGAUAAAAAGUCGGGCAAGGGUAAAAUAAUAACGCGUGCAGGCGAGCUGUACGAAGGCGAUCUUGAAGGGAACCGUCGUCACGGCUUCGGGGUUUUGGCGCGCAAAUUGCCAAACAGAGACGUCUUCGAAUUAAUAUACAGGGGCGAUUGGAAAAAUGGAAAAAUGAGCGGAACGGGACUGAGAAUUUUUCCGGAUGGUGGAUUUUAUGUCGGGGGGUGGAAGAAUGGGAAGCGAGAAGGUCAUGGCCGACAUUGGUAUUCUGAUGGUGCAUUUUACGACGGACAAUAUAAAAAUGACAUGAGACACGGAUUAGGAAUUUUGAUUAAAGCAGAUGGAAAUGGCUACGAAGGGGCAUUUAAAUCUGAUAAAAAACGCGGCAAGGGUAUGUAUUUCCACUUGGACCGCGGUCAACUUCAGGAGGGCGUUUGGAACGAUGAUUGUUGCGUUUUUAGCACGUUUAGAGAUAUCGGAUAUAGGCAGUGUGCUGCUAAUCCUGCACCUUAUCCUAUCCCAUCACAUUUGUAUGCACGUACCGAAGUACGGUUCUGGAAUGUCAUUGUGGGAGUGCGAGGGAUUGGGAUUGUUGAGGGUUACAAAGAGAAACCCAAGCGAGGUCAGACUGCGGUUAGACCUUCAUACAAAUUUACCAAAGUUGAAUACCGGAUUAUGUGGUAAAAACGGUAUAUCGUCUGGAGAAUUUUACCUACCUUUACAGUAGUAGAAGUUAUAUAUGCAGGCGGAGCGCCAGUCCGUUUUGGUUGCUUGAAUGUAAUAUACAAACAUUACUAAAUAAGAAUAUAUUUAGUUCAGUUAGGAUAUUGGUAACUAAUAUUUAAACAUAAGUUGGAACUAGGGGCUUCAUUUGAAAGGUUUAUUCAUUAGCAACUUCAACUUUAUUCCACACAAAUGAACAGAAAGAAAAAUUGAAACUUUAUUGAAGAAAUUAACAUGAAAAAGGUAUAUUUCCGGGUGUCCCGAAAUCAAACCGCAAAAUGGUGAUUUCCAGUAAAAGAUGGCUGAAAUUAAGCUAACUUAGUUUAUUUUUUCUAAGAACAUGCACUUUAGGUGUUAAAUAUCCGGAUUGGCGAUGCCUCGACACUGGUCAUAAAAUAUUUCCAAUUCAGCAUGAAGAGUUUAUGUGUGUAAUAUAUAUAAUGUAAGAUAUCUGUAAUGGGAGCUUAUUUUAAUAAAACUUCUAAGAUUCAGUUUUGAGGAUUUUUUCAAGCUAUUCAGUAUUAAAGAAUCAGAUUGAUGGGUUGGCACAAUAAUACUUUGGACAAACUUCUAUUAGCCUCAGUCAGUCAGUUUAAAUAUAUUGAACAAAAGUUAAUAAUAAUAAUGCAAUAAAACGGACACCUCAAAAAAGUAAAAAAUACGUUGUUUAAUUAACUUUUGCACUAAGGUAGAGAACAGUUUUUUAAUACUCUUCAAUUCUUUGUGUUUUCUAGAGAUUCUUACUUAUUUUGACAAAUAGAAUGAAGCGGUGUUGAUGCUGUUGUCCCAAUUUUUCGAGAAAUCAAAAGUGCUCUAAAUACAGUGAAUUUGUUUUUGAGAAACGAACAUAUCAGGUGAUUAUGUAAAAACAAUUGUUUUUUAUUUCAUAAAUAACGAUACUAAUAAAUAAAUAAAUAAUACAAACAGGCGUUAACAGUUUAAUCAAAUAAUAAAAAGUUAUGGCGGUUCCCUUAAAAUACGCCACUUUUAUAAAUGCCCUAUUUCAAAAACGCGCUAGAAAUUUUGGUUAUAUCAUAAGUUUCAUAAAAAAUUGGAAUAUAUCUUCCUAUUUUUAAAUAUAAUUUCAAUACCGUGCAAAAUUAUGGAUUUCAAUUUCAGCCGCAUUUUUUGACAAAAUUUAGAGCACACAAGAUUUAACUGUUUGCGUUGUCACAAAUAUUUUCCCAUAACCCCAAUACACUUGUUUCCGGCGUAUCUAAUAAUAAUUGUUUUUAUCAUUUUUAGCCUCGACAGUAUUCGUUUAUAAUUUCACGGUUUUCGACUUAUUGUUUACAUAAUACGUAAUUUAUUAGCAUCAAAAUUGGCGUGUCGCCUGAAUGUACAGAUUCUAUUUGCCUACUACUACUACCACGAAAACGCGGAUCAAACAAACGAAAAAAUUUUAUUUUCAUAGGGAUCUAAAAUUAUUGUAAUAAUAUAUGUAAUAUAACGGAAAAAGUCUAUUAUAGUUUUAUAUUUUUUUUCUACUCUCGUCUGUA
Molecule: messenger RNA, 2354 nt
Organism: Cylas formicarius (sweet potato weevil)
Lineage: Eukaryota; Metazoa; Arthropoda; Insecta; Coleoptera; Brentidae
Product: MORN repeat-containing protein 3-like
Exons: 4
Coding region: 10-816 (268 amino acids)
Source: RefSeq, a predicted model, not a curated record